Xenopus laevis (African clawed frog) is the source of this 2958-nucleotide messenger RNA. It is a transcript of the gene nt5dc3.S, whose product is annotated as 5'-nucleotidase domain containing 3. The transcript is spliced from 14 exons. Lineage: Eukaryota; Metazoa; Chordata; Amphibia; Anura; Pipidae. The coding region runs from base 70 to 1731 and encodes 553 amino acids. The record is from RefSeq and is a predicted model, not a curated record. Gene Ontology annotation, molecular function: 5'-nucleotidase activity.
UCACCAGGAAGGGACUGCACAGCAGCCUAUAUAAAGUGCCAAGCUCGUUACUAGCUAGCAGACUACGCCAUGACUUCGGCCGUACCCUUGUUAAGCCAGUGGUGUAGGGCGACUCUCACUGCCAGGAAGAAGCUGACUCAAAUCGCAGAGUCCGCUUCCUGCAAAGGCGUCUGGUGGCAAUGUGUACGCUCUGUGGCUGCCUUUUCAAAUGGACCGGAGUCGGGCGACAUGCGGGGUUACUUGAAUUCUAACUACAAGGAGGUGAAGCGGAGCAUCAAUGAAGAACUCGACCCUUCCAUUUCAAGCAAUUUGCUGAAUCCAGAUGCCAUUUUUGCCAACAAUGAAAUGAGCCUGGAGGACAUAGAGGUUUAUGGCUUUGAUUAUGAUUAUACCUUGGCUUUCUACUCUAAACACCUUCAUACAUUAAUUUUCAACACAGCUAGAGAUAUUCUAAUCAAUGAGCAUCGGUAUCCUAAAGAAAUACAGAGGUAUGAAUAUGACCCAAAUUUUGCAAUACGUGGUCUUCAUUAUGAUGUUCAUAAGGCCUUGUUAAUGAAGAUUGAUUCAUUUCAUUACAUUCAAUUAGGAACAGUGUAUCGAGGAUUAAAUGUUGUACCAGACUCAGAAGUCAUUGAAAUGUAUGAAGGAUCCCAUGUUCCUCUGGAACAGAUGAGCGACUUUUAUGGAAAGAGCUCAGAAGGAAACACCAUGAAGCAGUUCAUGGAUAUAUUCUCAUUGCCAGAGAUGACUCUUCUGUGUUGUGUUAAUGAAUACUUUCUGAAAAACAACAUUGAUUAUGAGCCAGUGCACCUGUACAAAGAUGUGAAGGAAGCCAUAAGAGAUGUUCAUGUAAAAGGAAUAUUGUACAGAGCUGUUGAAGCUGAUAUCGAAAGGUAUAUUUGCUAUGGAGAAAGAACCCAAGCCGUUUUGUCAAAAUUGUCAAAUCAUGGGAAGAAAAUGUUUCUAAUCACAAAUAGCCCCAGCAGUUUUGUGAACAAAGGAAUGAAUUUCAUUGUAGGUAAAGACUGGCGGGAUCUCUUUGAUGUGGUUAUUGUUCAAGCUGACAAACCUAAUUUCUUCAAUGACAAGAGAAGGCCCUUCCGUAAGGUUGCAGAAAGAGGAAUUCUGUUGUGGGAUAAAAUUCACCAUCUUGAAAAAGGUCAAACCUACAAGCAGGGUAAUUUGUUUGAAUUUCUUAAGCUCACUGGAUGGAGAGGGUCAAAGGUUUUGUACUUUGGAGAUCAUAUAUACAGUGAUUUAGCGGAUCUGACCCUAAAGCAUGGAUGGAGGACAGGUGCCAUUAUCCCAGAGUUAAAAUCAGAGAUUGAAAUCAUGAACACUUCUCAUUACAUUAAAACCAUGGCUUGGCUUCAAGGUCUAACUGGCCUGCUUGAACGGAUGCAGGUGUACAGGGAUGCGGAAUCACAGAUGGUCCUACAAGACUGGAUCAAAGAAAGACAAGAGACGAGAGAUUUGACAAAAACCAUGUUCAACCGACAGUUUGGAAGCAUAUUCAGGACUGACCAUAAUCCAACCUAUUUCUUGAGGCGCUUGUCCCGCUUUGCUGAUAUUUAUAUGGAAUCUUUAAGUUCCCUUUUGAAUUAUGACCUGCACCACACUUUCUAUCCUAAGAGGACUCCACUACAACAUGAACUUCCUGUGUGUUCGGAGCAGCAGUACGCGAACACAUUCAGGAUCCCUCUUGGCAGGGAAACGGCUCCGAUAAAGUGAUUCUCAUAGAAGGAUGCACUAUGGUCUGCACACUAAACUAAGGAUGUUUUUUUCCUGCCUUCUCUUGUGUCUUUCUUUAUUUAAACUGUCGGGUUGAUGCUUUAUCGCAUUACAUUCUCAGCUGUUCAACUGGAACGUUGUUGAGCACAGUGGCCUGUAUUGAACGACCAGAGAACCCUUCAUGAACAUUAUGGCAUGCUGAUUCAACUUAGUUUGUGUAAACAGUAAGUUUUUGAGAAAUGUUUGAGCCAUUCAUUGUGCUUUGUAUAUUGCACUGUAUAGCACUUGUAUGUCUGCAAAACCUAUUGUGUUUUGUUUUAAUUUUUUCUCCUAUUUAUACAACAGACUUUGUUGUGUAUUUUAAUACUUCCCAAUGCAACACUAGCUUUCAAUGUGCUUUAUUAUGUUUGUUGAAUGUAUGUAUUUUUUUUUUUAAUGAUGGUUUUACUUCCUCAGAUCAUAACAUUUAUACAUUUCCCAAUCUAAAAAUAAAUGCAUGGAUGGUUAGUGCUAUACAGGUAACUCUAAUCAUGAUCAUUGCUUUCUUUUGUCUUGAGUCACUCCUAGACAGUCCUUUAUGCCCUUUUUUUAAAAAAAAUAAUUUAUCACUAUCACCCCUCCCUGCCCCCAUACACAGUUUUAUGCAUUUUUUUCCUUCUGUGCUAAGGACAUACACAUUUUGUACUGUUGCAGUGUAUAAAUGAAACCAAAUUUCAUUUUUUUUAAGCCUGUUGUGUUUAUCAUGAGCUAUACAGUGAGCAUCAGUGCAGUCUAAAGCUGACCAUAGACGCAAAGAUCCAAUCGUACGAAUCCUCGAACGAUCGGACUUCCCCAUCUCCUGACCUGCCACUAACCAUUCAGAUCAAAUAAAGUAGAAAAGAAUCAGCCAUUGUUCUGCCUGACAGCAAUCGUACGAAAGUUAUAUCCGACCAAAGCUGGUGACAGUCUCCCACUGAAAAUCGUACGAUCGGCAAUACAUGCAGAGAUAUUACCCGCAGCCGACAGAAAUCUUUUAACCUGUCCGAUCGACCAAACGACCGAUUCUCCGCCAGACGAAAAAUGACGGGACCCUCCACACACGGUCCGAAAAUCGUACGAAUCCUCGAUUCGUAAGAUCAGAUCUUUGCAUCUAUGGCCAUCUUAAGGCAAAUAGCAGUAAGUUGUAUUUAUUUGUCUGUACCAUUCAAUUGAAGACAAACCUGUAAUUAAAUUAUCAGUUCAAAGUGA